AUGAAGCUUUGCAAGGAGGGGUGCCCCGGGUGCAGGCUUGAUGAGAUCAACAAUGCCAAGACCGGCAUCCCAUAUCUCAACUUCUUCUACAUCUGGGUUGUUUGUCUUUGCUCCACGCUACCUAUCCAGUCAUUGUUUCCCUAUCUAUACUUCAUGAUCAGAGACUUGAAAGUCGCAAAGCAAGAACAAGACAUUGGGUUCUAUGCUGGUUUUGUCGGGGCUACUUAUUUCCUUGCAAGAACCAUCAGUGCUGUGCCAUGGGGCAUGUUUGCUGACAAAUAUGGGAGGAAGCCCUGCAUUGUAAUCAGUAUCCUCUCAGUGAUCAUAUUUAACACCCUCUUUGGCCUUAGCACGACUUAUUGGAUGGCAAUUGUAACUAGGGGUCUACUUGGGUUACUUUGUGGUAUAUUAGGACCAAUCAAGGCCUAUGCUUCAGAAGUCUGCAGGAAAGAGCACCAAGCUCUAGGAAUUUCUCUUGUUACAUCUUCGCGAGCAAUAGCUUUUGUUAUUGGACCAGCCAUUGGAGGGUUUCUUUCACAGCCUGCAAAUAAGUACCCCAAUAUAUUCUCUCAGGAAUCCAUAUUUGGAAGAUUUCCAUACUUCCUCCCUUGCUUCGCCAUAUCCGUUCUAGCAGCAGGAGCAUGUGUUGCAUGCAUUUGGCUUCCGGAAACUCUGCACAUGCACCGUUAUAACAUCGUAGAAGCUUGUGACGGAAUGGAGGCACAAGUUGCUGAUUCAAGCUUAUAUGGGAAACCUAAACAAUCUUGGUCAGAGAGAUUUGCAUCUACAAAGAGCUUGCUAAAGAACUGGCAUUUGAUAUCAUCAAUUAUCAUCUAUUGUAUAUUUUCUCUCUAUGAUACAGCUUAUUAUGAGAUAUUUUCACUAUGGGCUGUGAGCAGCAGAAAAUACCACGGACUAAGCUUUACAUCUCAGGAUGUUGGUACUGUGCUAGCUAUCUCGGGUUUUGGCAUUUUGGUCUAUCAACUUUUGAUGUAUCCAUUCCUUGCCAAAUAUGUUGGGUUAAUGAAGCCAUUCCGUUCUGCAGCGGUAUUAUCUAUACUUGUCAUUGCAACAUAUCCAUUCAUGGCCAAUCUACAUGGUAUGGAGCUCAAAGUACUCGUCAACAUAGCUUCGCUUCUGAAAAAUAUCUUUGCAGCUACAAUUACGACUGUGUGCAACAUUCUACAGAACACCGCAGUGACACAAGAACACAGGGGUGUUGCAAAUGGUAUCUCCGUGACUCUGAUGUCAAUCUUUAAAGCAGUUGGUCCAGCAGCAGCAGGAAUUUUGUUUUCGUGGUCUCAAAAGAACGUAACUGGGUUGUUCUUACCAGGUGAUCAUAUCCUUUACUUAUUGCUGAAUAUGGUGGCAGUAAUUGGUCUCGCGCUGACUUUCAAGCCAUUUUUCUCUAUGCCGAGUGCAAUGAAAUGA
Lolium rigidum is the source of this 1431-nucleotide messenger RNA. RefSeq names its product probable peptide/nitrate transporter At3g43790. Gene Ontology annotation, biological process: transmembrane transport. The record is from RefSeq and is a predicted model, not a curated record. The coding region runs from base 1 to 1431 and encodes 476 amino acids. The transcript has 17 exons. Lineage: Eukaryota; Viridiplantae; Streptophyta; Magnoliopsida; Poales; Poaceae. Gene Ontology annotation, molecular function: transmembrane transporter activity.